Molecule: messenger RNA, 2654 nt
Organism: Rhododendron vialii
Lineage: Eukaryota; Viridiplantae; Streptophyta; Magnoliopsida; Ericales; Ericaceae
Product: serine/threonine-protein phosphatase 7 long form homolog
Exons: 3
Coding region: 313-2448 (711 amino acids)
Biological process (GO): meristem maintenance; meristem development
Source: RefSeq, a predicted model, not a curated record
GCCGCCUCCCUUACAAGGUUUUGUGUAUAAUCAUAUCAUGAUUUCAUUAGAUAGCGACGGCGACGGAGACAAAACAGAUGACGACGAGAUCAAAGACAUAGACCAUUCUAUUCUCGAUCAGUGUUUCGGUGAUUUACCAAAUUAAGGAGCAUCUAUGAAAAACGCCAGCCAAACAUCCAUCCAAUUUCACUCUUCUUUCAGUGGUCCCUCUGACUGUAUAUAUACUCAACCUUCUAUAGCAAGCCAGAAGUCCGAAGACUCCCAACUUGAAGCUCAGUAAUUCAUACUCUCUCACUCUCUCUCUCUCCACCAAUGGAACAACAACCAGAGGGCAGAAUCUUGGAAGAGAGAGAAGAGCUCAUGGUUUCCCCAACAGGGGAUGGAAAACCAAUCCUUAGAAUGGCCCAUUUCUUGAACCCUUCCCUCACCUCCAAUGACAACCCACUCCACACUCUCUCUCCACUUUCUCUCUCUUCUAAAACUUCCAAAACCCAAACCCAGAAAAACCCACUAAAUGCAUCUUUCAAAGGCUGGCGAAACCCCCAAAAGAAAUGGGAAAUUUGGGUCGAUCACAUGUGUUCCCUGCACAAACCCCUGUGGGAAAAGGCUGGUAUCUACGAAUCUAUAAUGGGUUCGGUUUACUCGAUUAGGAAAGAUUGUGAAUUGGUGAUUAAAGUUGCGGAGAAAUGGUGCCCAGAGACCAAUUCAUUCGUGUUUCCUUUCGGUGAAGCGACUGUCACUCUCCAAGAUAUGAUGACAUUGGGGGGUUACUCUGUUCUCGGUGACUCUGUUUUGACUCCUCUUCCAAUUGACAGAGCAUCGGAAGAAACCAGAGAAGAAUUGCUUCAAUCACGAUUAGAACUUGUGAGGACAAGUGCUAAAAGGGCCAAUCAAGGUGCAUGGAUGAAGAAAUUCAUGAAAAGUGGCAGUAGAAUCGAGCACGAGGCAUUUCUCUCUCUCUGGUUGUCGAAAUUCGUCUUCCCUUCAGCUGCGGGAAAUAAUAGCGUUGGAAAUAAGGUACUUCCCAUCGCUAUACUUCUAGCCCAAGGUACAAAAAUCGCGCUUGCACCGGCUGUGCUCGCUAGCAUUUAUAGAGACUUGAGCUUGUUAAGGAAGAGAAGCGAAAACGAUGUUUCUGCAUUGACUGUUUGGGCACCUUUCCAAUUAAUUCAGGUUUGGAUUUGGGAGAGAUUCCCAGCAUUGGGACCGAAUCCAAAUCCCCUGGAAAACGGUGAGCCGAGGUUGGCUCGUUGGCACAUGGUGAAGAAACCAAACACUGAAAAUGUAAACUUUGCUGUGGCAACGAGUGGAAAAUGUUUUCUGUGGCGCCCUUAUGUCAUGGCGGGGACUAAUCAGUUGAUUCAUAAUCUGUAUGGUGAAACAGGAAAAUGGUUAUCGGUUAGUCCCCGUUUGGAUGAAGUAUUGGAAUCCUUUGGCCGGUGCGUGAGGGUUUCUGAGCUGGUUGGAUUGGAUUGUAUAGAGGAGUACUUCCCACAUCGCGUGGCGAUGCAAUUUGGAAUGGACCAAGACAUUCCCAGGAAGGUUGCUUUUUGUCCCAAGGGAAAUCCUGAAAUUGCAUGGCAACAUUACUCUAGGCCGAUUUCAGAUGCCAAAUUGUAUAUUCCAUCGCGAUGCUUCAAGUCACAUGUUACUACUCGAUACUUCAAGUGGUGGAAAAAAUCAGAUGGAACAAAGGGUGUUGUAAAAGUGGAAAAUGAAUAUGAUUCCAAUUUUCCUCCCGGAUUUCCUCCCAAAUGCGUCGGGAAGAUGGCAAAUAUUGUUCCAUCCGUUCCUCCCGGCUUUCCUCCUAAAUGGAAUAUCAAAGCAGAAGAAGAGGUUCCUGCUGACUUUACGAAGGGUGUUGUAAAAGUAGAAAAUGAUUAUGAUUCCAAUUUUCCUCCCGGAUUUCCUUCCAAAUGCGUCAGGAAGAUGGCAAAUAUUUUUCCAUCUGUUCCUCCCGGCUUUCCCUCCGAACGGAAUAUCACAACAGAAGAAGAGGUUCGUUUUGAAUUUCCAUCCAUCCCUCCCGGCUUUCCAAAAAGAAACGUUUCUGCUCCGGGAAACAACGAGUCCCCUGUUACUCCUCCCAACUUCAUUGCGGUGGAAAAAUGGAAUUAUGUCACAAGCACUGAUACACUACCACCAACUGAAUUUUUCAAGAAACUGAAGGGUAAGCAAAUGAUAGAUCCUUCUUCUUCAACUUCUGAUAACGGAGUACUCCAAUCGAUAGAUUUGACGAUCAUCCCCGAGAAAAAGAUUGCGGUAGAAGGAUUAGAAAGAGUUGUGGAAGAUGAAAGUGGAAGUAGCGGAGGAAACACAAGCAAUCAAGGUGAAGGAACUACCUGUUCCAGAGGGGACAUACCAGGACCGCAACUUGAAGCUAGGAUUAUGAGGCUUGAGAAACUGAUGGCUCAGCUGAAGGCAAAAAGACUUCGGGGUUGGUCUUGAGCAAGAAGUUUUGUGUUGUUGUACACUUGACGACAAGAUUGGUCUCUCAGCCAUGGUGCAUUUAAGCUGGCCCCGACACCUGAUUAUUAAAAAAAAAAAGUUGUUGUACAUGCGUUAAAUUUCUUUAGCAAAUAGAUGUUGCUGCAAAGUACUCAUGCUUCUGUUUUCAAGGCUUAGUCAAAUCAUAUGAAAAUCUUACACAGUCA